Messenger RNA from Pichia membranifaciens NRRL Y-2026, 294 nucleotides. RefSeq lists its product as hypothetical. Gene Ontology annotation, biological process: positive regulation of translation. The record is from RefSeq and is a predicted model, not a curated record. Bases 1 to 294 code for a protein of 97 amino acids. Gene Ontology annotation, molecular function: RNA binding. Gene Ontology annotation, cellular component: cytosol; cytoplasmic stress granule. Lineage: Eukaryota; Fungi; Ascomycota; Pichiomycetes; Pichiales; Pichiaceae. The transcript has a single exon.
AUGGAAGAUGAGAGACUUAAUCAAUUGAUACACCAGAUACGAUACUACUUCUCUGUUGAAAAUUUAUGUAAGGACAUGUAUUUGAGAAGGCAAAUGGAUGAGGAGGGGUUCAUCCCGAUUUCUUUGAUCAAAGGGUUUAGCAGGGUGAAAACGUUAAGUCAAGGAAUACCAGGUGUUGUAGAUUACGUCAUAGAACAUAUUGAUACGAUUGAGAAAAGAAAAGUCGCCGAUAGCGACGAUUAUAAGAUUAGACUUAAAGAAGGGUGGGAGAAGUGGAUUUUAACGAGGCGUUAG